Molecule: messenger RNA, 384 nt
Organism: Parnassius mnemosyne (clouded apollo)
Lineage: Eukaryota; Metazoa; Arthropoda; Insecta; Lepidoptera; Papilionidae
Source: the annotation of a GenBank genome assembly
AUGGUGGUUAGCCUGCUUUGUGCUGCUCGGGUGCAAGCUUUUGCUCAGUUUAAUGGAUGGUACGGUCAAACGCAGAUGCCUUCUUAUGGGAAUCCAAUUGUUAUACGAACAGAUUCAGAAGAUGAUAGCCUAAGAAGUAUAUUACCUAUACUUUUACUCCUACUGACUGAUAAUGGAAGUCGAUUUGGGGGAGGCUUUGGUGAUGGAUGUAAUUGUGGUUGUUGCUGCUGCGGAUAUGGCAAUGGAUGUAGGUGUGGAUGUGGCGGUGGGGGAUGCGUAGGCGGAUGUAGUGGUAGAUGUGGAGGUGGAUGCGGUUGUGGAGGGAGUACAAUACCGAUACCUUAUCCCAUACCAAUACCUGUUAAUUGUCCUAUUAUCACCUAG